AUGAAUAUGAACAACAUGAAAGGCAAGAUACACCAGAUGUUGGAAGCUAGGAUAGCCCAGUCAAAGAAUAAUUUUCAACAUGAAUUCAUAGAGAAUGUUGGUUCCUCAUCAGGCUUUACUGUAAUUACCAACCCAAUGUAUGACCCUCUGCCUGACUAUAAUCCUCCACAACUGAAUAUUCCUACUCAAUCCCAGUUGAUGCCAUUGACCAAUCCUGAUGUUGAAAGACUUUGUGCCCUUGAGGAGAGAGUCCGAGCAACGAAUGUGAAUGACAAUUUUAGGCUCGAUAUGUGCUUAGUUCCAGGCCUAGUGAUCCCUCCGAAAUUCAAAGUACCCAACUUGGAGAAGUAUAAAGGGGAUAGUUGUCCAAGGCAAAAUUUGGUGAUGUUCUUCCGAGAAAUGGCAUCACAUACUCAUGAUGAUAGGCUGAUGAUUCACUGUUUUCAGGACAGUUUGAUUGGAGCAUCGUUGAACUGGUAUAUGAAAUUGAAAAGAAGCCAUAUUCAAUCAUGGGAAUAUUUAGCCAAUGACUUUUUGAAGCAUUAUAACUACAACUUGGACAUUGCUCCUGACCGAAGGCAACUUCAAAGCUUAUCCCAAGAGAGUAACGAAUCUUUCAAAGGAUAUGCACAACGAUGGAGAGAAUUGGCAGCCCAAGUGCAACCACCACUUUUGGAUAAAGAAUUGGUUGACUUGUUUAUGGAUACCUUGUAG
Molecule: messenger RNA, 714 nt
Organism: Lathyrus oleraceus (garden pea)
Lineage: Eukaryota; Viridiplantae; Streptophyta; Magnoliopsida; Fabales; Fabaceae
Exons: 1
Coding region: 1-714 (237 amino acids)
Source: RefSeq, a predicted model, not a curated record